UCCGGUGAUAGUAAGGCUCCAACUCUCUCGAGCAUAAAGCCUCUUUCGUCCUUUGCCUUUCGUUUUCCUCUUUCAAAACUACCUACCUCUGUCUCUUCAAGUUUCUGCCGCUCGGAAACUCAAUCUGGACCUGGCAGACCCGGCGCCAAGGGAAUUCUCAUGUUCAUUGUCCUUAUAAGCUCAAGCGCUGUUGCUGUAGAUGGCGAAUGCAGAUCUUGUCCAUGCUCCAACACCGACGAACGGGUCCCGGCGUCAGCUAUUCAUCUGGUAAUACAAAGUUGCUAUCAGACUUGGCAUCCACGACGGCAAAUCACAUGAUCGAACUUUCACAAUUCAUAGAUUAUCAGCAUAUCUCUCCGUUCAAUCAACCCAUCAGUGGUUUUUCCUCACAACCUUCCGGGAAGUCGGCCUUUAGGUGGAUGCAUGUAAGGUUUGGCUGUGCACGUGCAAAUAUUGAUGGGAGGUGGUCCUUCCGGCAAGGAUACCCGAAGGACAAGGCAAGGCAAGGCGCUGGAUGUGGCGCCCCUGAGCAACGUUCGAUAUUAAUUGCAAUUCUCGCAAAUGCACUCGGAUUUGGCUUUUUUAAACUUGCCGUCUGGAUGGGAUACCGCUUAGCGCACACGGAAGAUCAUAACUCCCGAGGAAUGGAUUGUGACACUUCGACACGUACGCAAUGCGGGCUCUAGUCUGAGAUACAUCCUCAUCCCACAAAAAUAUUACUCGUCUGACGCGUUCUUCAUCCUGUGCGAUGUGCGUCAUUCAAAGUCGGAAACUGUUUCUAAAUUGACAUUGUAAUUUGUAUCCAUUGAGGAUUAUAUUCUAUGUAGCACAGUACUUUCUGAUCUAUAGGACCCCCGUGUCCCUUCUGAUCGUGAAUUCUAACUGUCAUAUAUGUCAUAGGCAUGAUUUACAGUAU
This is a messenger RNA of Suillus plorans, 916 nucleotides long. RefSeq lists its product as uncharacterized. The transcript is spliced from 3 exons. The record is from RefSeq and is a predicted model, not a curated record. Lineage: Eukaryota; Fungi; Basidiomycota; Agaricomycetes; Boletales; Suillaceae. The coding region runs from base 207 to 686 and encodes 159 amino acids.